Emericellopsis atlantica is the source of this 1328-nucleotide messenger RNA. RefSeq names its product Elongator complex protein 5. The coding region runs from base 169 to 1179 and encodes 336 amino acids. Gene Ontology annotation, cellular component: elongator holoenzyme complex; cytosol; nucleus. Gene Ontology annotation, biological process: tRNA wobble uridine modification. Gene Ontology annotation, molecular function: tRNA binding. The transcript is spliced from 3 exons. NCBI's taxonomy places the organism in Eukaryota, Fungi, Ascomycota, Sordariomycetes, Hypocreales, Bionectriaceae. The record is from RefSeq and is a predicted model, not a curated record.
GAAAACUUGACUUCAUCCACUGCGCAACCCACUGUGGACUUUGUCACGUACGCAAAAGCACGAAACCUAGUCAAAAAAGCCUAUAUAUCUAAGACCGCCGACGGACAUUGCCUUUGUCACACUGCGCGACACGAGCCCUCUCCGGCAAUUGGGCUGACCUCACUCAAGAUGGCGCCCGCCAACGCCCGCGCUCGCUCCCACAGUCUACUGCUCUUUCAGAAACUACUCAACCUCCGCGAUGGAGCGAGUCCCUUGACUUUACUUCUCGACUCGUUGGAGCAGCCCGCGCAGCCUGUGGUAGACGAAUUCGUCACCCGAGCAAAGAUAUCAAAGUCCAAAGUUAUAUUCUGCUCUUUCGAGACAUUUAGGAAACCCAAGGAUGUGGACUGCUUCAUCAGAGCAUCUGGCAAGGAUCUCCAGUCCGUGAGGGCGGAGCUCGUGGCUCAAUAUCCGGCAUACGACCCCAUAGCAGCUAGGGACAAAGCAGCUCAAAGAACCAUUGUCAUUAUUGACUCAGUCAACAGUCUAGCAUCGUCAGAUCCGGAAGCGCUCGCCAUGUUUCUCACUACCAUCAUCACACCCGUCAUCUCACUCGUCGCCACAUAUCAUGUCGACGUGCCCAUCGUCCUCCCAAAGUCGUGGAACGAGUACGAGCCGCAUCCAUUCACCAUACUGUGCCAUCUUGCGACGGCCAUCCUACGUCUAUCGAAUCUGCAGCAGGAGAUUGAGCGACAAAAAGCCCGGAAUCGCAGUCUCGUGGAACCAGAAUGGGGCUUGAAGGAGGAAAGGGAAGGUGUGCUCUUCGGUCUCAUAGAGACACCCAAGAAAGAGCCGGGCGUCGUCGUCGCCAUGGAACUCCGCCGUCGAAGUGGACGUACAGUGUCGGAGCAAUUCAUCCUCACGCCCAGUCCACCGCGACCAGGCAAGCUCAUGCUCCUCACAGAUCACGACGUGUUUGCGGCACCCGUGGAUGAGGAGGCGGCAGGGGGCGAGAAUGGAGAGGAGCAGCCCGAGAGUACAUUCAGUCUUGGACUCACAGACAAGCAAAGGAAGGAUCGCGAGGGGAUUGUGCUGCCGUACUUUGACGCACAGACAGAUAUCGGGGCUGGCGAGGGCGGGAGGAUACUGUACGAGAUGGGGCGUGAAGAUGACUUCGAUGACGAAGAGGACGAGAUAUAGAAAGUCUGAUUGGAAUUGGAUGCCGUACGCAAGUUAUCUGGCUAGCAUAUUGCUGGCGCGUUCUCAAUUCCUGUGUUGUUCGUGGAUGGAUGCUGAUGCCAUGACAGACGGCGCCACCAGUUGGCCGAGGCCGCUGCACACCCCUGUCC